Molecule: messenger RNA, 369 nt
Organism: Dovyalis caffra
Lineage: Eukaryota; Viridiplantae; Streptophyta; Magnoliopsida; Malpighiales; Salicaceae
Source: the annotation of a GenBank genome assembly
AUGGCAGUGAACAAGGCGAAGGAGGUCGUAUCCACCAAUUCCGUGGUGGUUUCCGACAAGGCGAAGGAGCUCGUAUCCACCAAUUCCGUGGUGGUUUUCAGCAAGACAUACUGUCCCUUCUGCGUAUCAGUGAAGCAGCUUUUGGACCAAUUAGGAGCAAAAUACAAGGCUGUAGAGUUGGAUACCGAGAAGGAUGGAGCUGACAUGCAAUCAGCUUUGUUUGAGUGGACUGGACAACGUACCGUGCCAAAUGUUUUCAUCGGUGGCAACCACAUUGGCGGCUGUGACUCAACCAAAGCCCUGCACAACGAGGGAAAGCUGGUUCCUCUUCUAACUGAUGCUGGAGCUGUUGCCCAAGCUUCUGCUUAA